Salvelinus fontinalis (brook trout) is the source of this 1014-nucleotide messenger RNA. RefSeq names its product cytochrome b-245 chaperone 1 homolog. The transcript is spliced from 6 exons. The record is from RefSeq and is a predicted model, not a curated record. Lineage: Eukaryota; Metazoa; Chordata; Actinopteri; Salmoniformes; Salmonidae. The coding region runs from base 256 to 852 and encodes 198 amino acids.
CUGGAAAAUGUAUCUUGACCUGGCAACCCUGCUCUUAGAGAGAAGGGGGAUAUCUGUCAGAAGUGAAACAUAGCAUUUUGUAUUUCAGAUCUGCUUCCCCAUUUCCUCACCACUGACAAUUUCCCUGUUUACACAUCCUGGUUUCCAUUCAUCUGUGAUCAUUAUUCAUAACCUCAAUAUUGAACCAACAUGGCCAUGUUCUACUUCUGACAUACAUCCUCCCUCUUUCCUUGAAGCAAGCACAGAAUUACAAGAAUGGGGUAUAUGCAGGUAGAGGAGCACACCACCAACAUGUUACACCUGAAGAGGUCGCCUGGCAUACGCUCCUGGUCGCUGCUCAUAGGUAUUGCGUCCAUUGGCCUGGCUGCUGCAUACUACAGCUCAGACAGUAUCCUGUGGAAGCUUUUCUACGUGACGGGCUGUCUGUUCGUGGCCAUGCAGAACAUGGAGGAGUGGGAGGAGGCAGUGUUUGAUAAAACCAAGAAAGUGAUAGAGCUGAAGACCUUCAGUCUGUAUGCCCUGAUUCUCACCAUGUGUAGGAGAGGCCAGGAGAAAGUGGUGAUGGACAUGAGGCACCUGCGUGAUGUGUGUGUUCAGGAGGAGAAGGUGCGCUACCUAGGGAAGGGCUACCUGCUGGUGCUGCGACUGGCCACAGGUUCCUCCUACCCCCUCACACAGAGCGCCACCAUGGGGGGACGCAGUGAUGUGGAGGCAGUGGCUUCGUUGCUCAAGCGUUUCCUGGGUCUGGAGGAGCUCCAGUGUCGCUGGGAGCAGGAGGAAGAGGCAGUCAGGGAGGAAGAUGAACUGAACCCCAGCACUGACUCCGAAGAAGAGGGGGACUCAGUGCAGUAGAAGGAGAAGAGAUGAGGAGAAGCCACAGCAGACUUGAAAUGCACCCAAAUACACUGCUCAAAAAAAAUAAAGGGAACACUUAAACAACACAAUGUAACUCCAAGUCAAUCACACUUCUGUGAAAUCAAACUGUCCACUUAGGAAGCAACACUGAUUGACAAU